This is a messenger RNA of Entamoeba invadens IP1, 504 nucleotides long. RefSeq lists its product as hypothetical. Gene Ontology annotation, molecular function: GTP binding; GTPase activity. Lineage: Eukaryota; Evosea; Mastigamoebida; Endamoebidae. Bases 1 to 504 code for a protein of 167 amino acids. The transcript has 3 exons. The record is from RefSeq and is a predicted model, not a curated record.
AUGCAAAGAAACUCCUUUUCACAGUUAAUGUCCACACUUAAGCACGUCCUCUUGGGCAAUCUUGGCGUCGGAAAAACAUGUAUCGCUCAAAGGUAUGCACUUAACCAAUUCCUUCCAAACUCUCCACCUACACUCUGCGCAGACUUUUGCACUAAAAGAGUGCAAAUCGCAAAAGUCGAUGUUGAACUGAAUAUUUGGGACACUGCCGGUUCUGAAAGAUUUAGAAGUAUGAUAUCUAUGUAUUACCGAGGAGCUAAGUCAUGUAUGAUUGUUUACGACAUUACAUCCAAAGAGUCGUUUUGUUCAGUAGAAGAGUGGUAUAAUUUACUUAAAGAUAAUAUUGAAGAUGUAAAUAAGACUGUUGUAAUGAUUGUUGGGACGAAAACGGACUUGGAAGAUAAGAGAGAGGUAAGUGUCGACGAAGGAGUAAAACUUUCACAAAAACUGGAGUGUCUUUUUAUGGAGGUGACUUCAAAAGAAGGCGAGAGUUUGUUAUUAAAAUGA